GGAGGAGCCGAGGAGACAACCAUUGACCGUGUCACUUUUAAAUAGUUCCUCCAAAGUUUUACCGCCAUUAUAAUCUCACCGAUAGCGACCAAGCUGCACACAGAGAUAGCAACGAUCGAAAAUUUUGUUUUAUUUUCGUGCUUGAUCGCAAUCCGAUCGUUUUUGAAGCUGUGAUCGGAUAUGUUUCGUACCUUGUUCUAGUCAUUUCGAGUUGAGCAUCAAGUUUGAUCCAGGACUACGCUGAUUCUAUCGGUAUUUCCGAAAUUGAAGGUAUUAUUAAGGACUAAGGAGCAUCAAAUCAUCUGAAGAUCAUUAUAUACACUGCAAUGAAGUGUAACGCAUGCUGGAGGGAGCUGGAAGGAAGAGCUAUUUCUACCACAUGUGGCCAUCUCUUGUGUCACGAAGAUGCCAGUAAGAUACUAAGCAACGAUGCAGCUUGCCCUAUUUGUGAUCAAGUACUUUCCAAAAGCCUAAUGAAACCUGUGGAUAUCAACCCAAAUGAAGAAUGGGUAAAUAUGGCUAUGGCUGGCAUAUCUCCACAAAUAUUAAUGAAGAGUGCAUAUAGAAGUGUCAUGUUCUAUAUUGGGCAAAAGGAACUCGAAAUGCAAUUCAAAAUGAACAGGAUAGUAGCUCAAUGCAAACAAAAAUGCGAGACAAUGCAAGAAAAAUUCACAGAAAAAAUGGAACAGUUGCACACUGCAUAUCAGAAAAUGGGCAAAAGGUGUCAAAUGAUGGAACAAGAAAUUCAAAACUUAUCCAAAGAUAAACAAGAACUCCAAGAAAAAUUUUCUGAGAAAUCCAGGCAAAAGCGAAAACUGGAUGAGAUGUAUGACCAAUUGAGAAGUGAGUAUGAGUCGGUCAAACGGUCAGCCAUUCAACCUGCAAACAACUUUUUCUCAAGGGGUGGUGGUGAUUCUGAUCUGUUUUCCAGUCCUGCUAACAUGAUGGAUAACAGAGAUCCCAUGAGGAAAGAUUGGUCGGUUUACACCCCUGACACUCCAGGACCUCGGGAAGAUAUAUGGCCAGCAACCACAAGACAAAACAGUUCUAACUCUGGUGGGCCCUUCGACAUCUCUAAUAGCCCACCUGUGAAACAUUCAGUAAAUCCAGUUGAAAACAGAAGAAGUAUUGGUCGCCAGAUGUUUGGUGGCGGCGGUGGUGGUGGUGGCGGCGGCGGUGGUGGUGUUGGUGGAGCGGGAAAUCCUUCGAUGACAUUGAGAAAUCUGAUAUUAUCUCCAAUGAAAAGGCCUCAACUCUCUCGUACCCGACCUCAGUUGUUCACGUUAUAGAUACCACUUAAAGAGAGAAGAUCAACCGACUAUAUGCAAUUGGGUAUAAAAUAAAUCUACUGUAAGUCAUCUUUUUGAAUAUUCAUUCAGACAUAUUUUUACUUGGUGAAAGGUCCACUUAAAAGUAGGGAAUUAAACGUAUGUAGACACUCAAGAACUUGUUACUCCUUUAGUUACUAGAAUAUGAUGCAAAAAUAGGUAGCUACUACGGAAAUGGGAUUGUUUCUACUGUUAUUAGAAAGAACGUUGAAACUGCUAUCAACUGCCUUAUAGCUGCCAUUUUAAUGUUUAUCCAUUUGGAUGGAACUGCUUGUGUAAGUAGACAUGAUUUACAAUUUA
Messenger RNA from Lactuca sativa (garden lettuce), 1628 nucleotides. It is a transcript of the gene HEI10, whose product is annotated as RING/U-box superfamily protein. The record is from RefSeq and is a predicted model, not a curated record. Lineage: Eukaryota; Viridiplantae; Streptophyta; Magnoliopsida; Asterales; Asteraceae. Gene Ontology annotation, biological process: chiasma assembly.